Molecule: messenger RNA, 3175 nt
Organism: Polychytrium aggregatum
Lineage: Eukaryota; Fungi; Chytridiomycota; Chytridiomycetes; Polychytriales
Exons: 14
Coding region: 43-3078 (1011 amino acids)
Biological process (GO): Ras protein signal transduction; positive regulation of GTPase activity
Cellular component (GO): plasma membrane
Molecular function (GO): guanyl-nucleotide exchange factor activity; phospholipid binding; protein binding
Source: RefSeq, a predicted model, not a curated record
UGUAUCUCGCCGCCACCCGACUCGGGCAAGAACAUCCAUAGCAUGCCGCAACAGACCACCGGCCCCGGGGCACUCGAAGCCAGUACAAAAGCCAGAACCCGAAGCCCCAGCAGUCCAUCGCAGAAUCUGGGCGCCUCGCCACGAUCGUCGACCCCCAUACGGUUGCGCUCCGGCACAAACCCUGGUGAUGCGCCGGCUUCUCUCGAGGCUUUCGGGACAGGGCUCUCUCCUCUGCGCUCGCGGCUGGGGUCGAUGGACAGUAUCCAAGCGGAAGGAGGCGCCUUCACCAUUGUCACGCCGGACUACAGCAUCUCGGACAAGCCCAGGAUCAACGAGCUCGACGUUGGCGGCAUUACAAGGACAAAGAUAGGAAUAGCAGAGGCUCCAGGCGGCCAUAUGCAUUCGCUCGGGACGGAUAAUGCCGUGGCAAGUCCGGCGCGACGGUCCUCGAGCCCGUGUCUCCAUGUCGAUGAGAAACAGCCGCCAGAACAGGGACUGAGGAUCUUUGGGGAAAGCAAGCCGCGAAGGUCUUCGAUCGACACAAGCGUCUGCUCCUCGCUGGACGUCCUUCCUGACGAGGGCGGGGUGCGCCAGCAUCCCGGAGAGGAAUGGCGAGCAACGCCGCUGUCGAAUGCGAGGAGCAGCGGAGAAAUCUUUCGAUCAGGGCAGUUGAGUGCCAAAAAUAAGUCAGCAUGGGUAUCAGAAGCGAAACUGGCAUGGACAAGUUCAAAGAAGCCGGCAAAAGACUUUGCAGACGUCCUCAGCGUAUCUCCGAAAGAGCUUGCUAAACAAAUCGCGCUGAUGAAUGCGCAACAGUUUCGGUCCAUCAAGCUAUGCGAGUUUAGUUCCCUUGGAUGGACAGGGCCGGAAAAAAACAUCAGGGCUGCAAACAUUGUGGCCAUGACGCAACUAUUCAAUCAGGUUGCCAUCUGGACCGGCAAUGUGAUCUUGUUUUCAGAAAACGCAAAGAGGCGGCUGCAUCUGCUUUGCCAUUUUAUAGCAGUCGCUAAGUCUCUAUAUGAUGUAGGCGACUUCAACGGCGUAUACAAUAUCAUAUCCGCACUCAACUCAACCCCUAUCUACAGACUGCAAAGAACUUGGACGAUGAUCAGUCGGAAGGAAAGGGCCAUAUUCGACAAGCUUUCGGAGUUGAUGUCGCCUCUCAACAACUGCGAGUCAUAUAGGCAGAAGCUUGCCCAAGCUAAAUCCCCGUGUAUUCCAUAUCUAGGACUGUUUUUGAGUGAUCUAACGUAUCUCAACGAAGCUCUGAAAAAAGAACGAGCCCUCCCGGGCCGUGAUAGGCAGAUUCGUGAGCGAGAAGAUCAAAUGGCAGCCAUCAUCAAAGAUAUCGAAAGGUAUCAAAUCCAGGCAGUAUACGACUAUGAAGUAUCUGAGCAGUUUAUCGAGGCAAUGGAGACUGUGAAGUUUCAGCCCGACCAACAACAGUUCCAGGAGAACCGACAGUACCAGAGAUCGUACGAAAUCGAACCAAAGAUGAAAGUGGGGCAAGCUUCUGAGCCCGUCAAGAUUCAGCUCAAAGACGAAUCGGCUCCAGGCACUCUCAGCAAGCUUCAUAAGGCCCUCAGUAUCGAUACAAUGGUGAGUCGGCCGGACGAUUCUUCCGCGACGGAGAGUCCGACACCAACGGCCUCAACGCCAUUGCCUGGAAACAGCUUUUCGCUGCUCCGGUCACAAAUAGCCGCCGCAGCAGCAGCAAAGGCAAAACAACGACUCACUGACAAGCUCAGUCAUGGGUCAUCAAGUUCUGAAGGGGAAGCUAUGAGCAACUGGAGAAGACUUCGGGUUCAAAUAGCUGCAGCUGCGGCUCUGAAGGGGAAGCAACGGAGCAACUCCAACUUUGGCGAGGGAGAUGCUGCCAAGUUCGGUCUCCACCGAAAGGCAAAAAGCACAACAACAGGAAGCCCAGAAUUUCUGUCGCCAAGUAUCAAAUCGCCGUCUGCGUUGCCAUUCUAUGAUUCCGAUGACGACGAUUCCGAUAACGACGAUGACGAGAACGACGAUGAUGGGAACGACGACUCCGACCCAGACGACGACGACAGAAAAGGGUGGAUAUCACGGUUCAAGCCCUCACGCGAAAAUAGCGUGCAGAGCCAUCGGAAAGAGCCGUCCGCAUCCAAGUUCACAAAACUCACACUUCAAGUUUUCCCACAAAAGGACACGCCCCUAACCGUUGCACCUGUAGUUGGGCUGUUUUCGGAGAGCGGAAGUUGUACCGAGCUGCUCAGUGGACUCGUCAAUGUCAAGUACAUCAGCACUGCAGGGGGACAUCGCCCCGACCACAAAAAGUGGAAGAAAUUCUGGGUUGUCUUACGGGCAAGCACGCUGUCUCUCUAUUCGGUUCAGAAGAAAAACAACCUCUCCAGCAAGGUGCUCGGCAAGAUGCGUGGCGACAGGGGCGACAGGGGCGACAAAGUCGAUCGCACCGACCCCUGUUUAGAUCUCAAUAAUCAGAAUUUAGAUCAUGAAAAUAGAAAGACGCCAUCGGCCUUUGGUAUACUCCGCGAAAAAUCUGGGAAAUCAUCAACACAGAGCCAAGAGGGCUUGCAGCGAGAGAGAACAGUCGGUACAGUCAGCCCAACAACUCCUCAGCAGUAUUGUCUGAGCGCAGAUAAUCUAUCGGCGUCGGAGGGAAGGCCUCCUGCAGUGUCGAGUGGCCUCUCGAAAGGAAGGAGGGACGCUCAGAGCUCCGAGCAACUGGGUCACAUCCCACGCAAGAGGAGCCAAAAUGAAGGAGCCGAGAGACUCGCCGUCGGCUCGGUCCGAUCAACCGAAGUAGACGAAGGAGGGGCGUCAUUUUUUGGGUCGUACUAUCGAGUUCAGUCAAACAAAAUCAAGGACGUUAUCGAAAUCACCGAGAUACACGUCGAAGUUGCCACAGAUUAUCUCAAGAGGAGACACGUUAUGCGCAUAACCACCGAAAAGGGCUCAUGUGUAAUGAUGCAGGCUCAAUCUCAGGAAGAAAUGCAGAAGUGGAUCAACUCGAUUCACGGCGUAGCUGAAUGGAAACGGUUCACCUCGCAACCUCAAACGACAAAACAGGCCAGUCAGAGAGAAUAGCGCUGAGCUGCGCCACAGCAUCACUGCCCUGUUGGAGCCCCUGCAUUCAAGACCAAAGUUCACUUGUUUCUCUGGAUUAUGAAUACAUAUCCAUCCG